Molecule: messenger RNA, 1359 nt
Organism: Rubroshorea leprosula
Lineage: Eukaryota; Viridiplantae; Streptophyta; Magnoliopsida; Malvales; Dipterocarpaceae
Source: the annotation of a GenBank genome assembly
UCACAAAUAUUCCGUUAACUAAAAAAUUAUUAUCUGAUCCAUGGCCUCGUUUUCUUCAGCAUUGAUCAUUGUUUCAUCCCAAACUCCAAUCCCCAGAACCAAAUUUUCAGAAAUUAAGAAAAUAAACCUCAAGAUUACACCUACCUCUUUCCCUACUGCCCCGAAGUUUACAACUUCCCAAUGUCAUAAAAUCGUUUCUAAACCCCAAAAAACCUUCAGUUAUCUGUCUACACAACCUUUCAUUGCUGAUGAAUCUUGCCUUGAAAAUUCAGAAGUGGUAGAGGUAUUAAAGCAGAUAUUAGGAAAAGUUGGAGCAGAUUCAUUUGAAUGCUUGGCCAUGAUUGAUGCUGUUCAACGAUUAGGCAUCGACCACUAUUUUGUACGACAGAAUGAAGAAGUUCUAGGAAAGAAGUAUGCCUUAUUCUGUGAAAAUGGUCUUCUUGGCCGCAAUCUUUAUAAGGCUGCACUUUCCUUUCGGUUGCUUAGACAACAUGGUUACCAAGUGCCAGCAGGGAUAUUUAAUGUGUUCAAAGACGGGAAGGGAAGGUUUAAGCAUGAACUCAGCACGGACAUUACUGGAUGGUGGAAUAAUCUUGGUUUGGGUAAGGAGCUGGAGUUUGUAAGAGAUCAACCGGUGAAAUGGCACAUUUGGUCCUCGGCAUGCCUUGCAGAUCCGAGCUUGUCAGAGGAGAGGAUUGAACUCACAAAACCAAUUUCGCUUAUUUACGUAAUUGAUGACAUCUUUGAUGUCAAAGGAUCACUUGAAGAACUUACUCUCUUCACAGAAGUUAUCAAUAGAUGGGAUUAUGCUGCCAUUGAGCGGCUUCCAGGCUAUAUGAAGAUAUGUCUAACAAAGGAAAAUGUAGAGGUAAUUGACAAUAAUCCGGGCAUAAUAUCAUCCGUGGCAACUAUUUUGCGACUCUGGGAUGACUUAGGAAGUGCUAAGGAUGAGAAUCAAGAAGGCCAUGAUGGAUCUUAUGUGCAUUUCUACAUCAAGGAACAUCAAGGGGUUAGAGAGGAGGAGGCACGGAACCAUGUUAAUCAAAUGAUUUCAAAGGCUUGGAAGCAGCUGAACCAAGAAUGCCUCUUUCCAAAUCCAUUUUCAUCUUCUUUCAAAAAUGCUUCUCUCAACUUUGCAAGAAUGCUCCCUUUUUUGUACAGUUAUGAUGAAAACCAACGUCUCCCAAGCCUGGAGGAUUACAUGAAGUCCCUUCUCUGAGAAACAAGAAAAUAAAAACUUCAGGAAAAGAGAUAGCUUGGUAAUUUAGCUCUUACCUCAACUAAGCACGAUAUAAGUUAAUAAGUUUGGCUAUUGUGAAGAUUUGAAUUCUUGUUAUCUAAUAGACGUUUCAAUAAUUA